GCUGGAGUCCAAUUUUGAACGCAGUGCUUGUCAGUGUAAUGGCCAACCUAUUUUACACUGCGACGCUGUUACUUCAGGAAACGAAUUUGAGCACCACUUCCACCCUUCGGAUCUGUACGCAAAAUCGAGACCAAACAUGCGCCGAAGUAACGACAUUAGGUUCAACAUAGAAGAGCUGCCCUGUAAACGUGAAUUAUUUAGGUCAUCGUGCAAAAAUCCAAAGCAACAUUAGCACAAUAUUUCCUCUGUGUCUGUGCAGUGGUGAGCCUGCAGCAGCACCCAGAAGUGAACAAAGCGACCCGGAAGCGGUGGUCCGACUGAAGGCAGGCAGAAAGAACAUCAAGCUUUUAUAUUAUAGCUGUACUCGCAAGACAAUAUCUGCAACCAGGACACAAGGUAUUUGUGCAUGUCUUUUCAUCCUUUCAGUACUGUGCAUUUCUCCUACAAGCAGUAGCCUCCUAAAUGCGUGCAUUGUGCACAAAAUGUGAUUGCUGUCCUUUGAUUCGUCCAAAAGUUGCAGAAUGUGAAAAAAAGCAGCCCUCAAAGUGAAUUUGGCAAAGAUGGCACAGCGUUUUUAGACAGACGGAGCAUUGUGCGCCGGUUUCGUCUCGACCUUAACGCAUCGCUACAUUUGUUUUAAUCGGUGUGCUGUUUGGGUCGAGCCUGCAUCUUGUCCGUUUCCGUGCUGUUUUUGCAGGGCAUGGUUGUUGUAGGAAGUGUCAGUUUUUUUAAGAGGUGGGGAGGCCGGGCUAUUCAAACCUGCAAUUCGCCGUAAACAAUCAUUCAUGCCUUUGACAUGAUAAACACACCUUUGUGUCCGCGUCGGCCGCUUUUAUCCCCGACUACAUCCUCAUGACUAAAUCUUCAUGCUCCUAAAUUUUGGGGGUCUGCAGAAUAUGGCGUCCCGCCUUAUAAAAAUAAGGCUGCCAUUUUUGUUUCUCUUUUGUCUGGAAAUGUUUAAAGAAAACUGUCUGAGAAUGUCUGAGUCGCACCGGGAGGGUCGAACCCUGAAACCCUCCACCAGUUUGAGACCGGAGAUGCUCUUUGACCGCCGACAUGUCCGAAAAGUCAAAGAAUUGAAAGUUUUUUUUUUCUACGUUUGAUCAAAUUUGAAGCGACGUCCACUUAUUUUCAGGAAUUCACUUAGACAAAAGGAACAGAGGGGCUAAAUGUGCAAGCCAGACGGCUGAGUCCCUGUCAAACCUCUGUGUUUCUAACAGUGAUCAAUCAUUUCAUGACGUUUGACCCGGGUUAGUUUAAAGGUGACACUGCAGGUCUGGAACACAGAAAACUGAUACUGAUAGACAAAGAAUAAACAACACUUAAAUCUUUACAAUCGAUAACUCUUACUGACUGCACACUUUUUAUAUUAAUGCCUUUAUGGAUUUUAUCUUUAUUAUGAAUGAAGGUAUAUAUACAUUUAUAACUUAUCUCUUAUCUAGUUUUCUCAAAAGAAAUUUUGGGUCAAGGUCAGUGUGUAUAGUGUAUAGUGUAUAUACAACCAUGUUUCAAGUUUUUCUUAAAAGUAAACGUAGUUUGCUGACUUUAUCCAUGAGCAUUUUUUAUGACAAUUGAGCAAAUUCCAGCAACUGAGGAAGACCAUGGAAUCUGGAUGAAAGCUUAAAUACUGUAGUUUGUGAAGUUUUAGUUUUAACAUGACAAAGGUCAAGUUAGAGCCAUUUUACACAUUGUAAAACCCCUGCCUAUCAGGCUUUAUAUGAUCUUUACUUUCUGUUCAUUAAGUUCUGAUUUUUGAGUUUGGCUUUCAAGUUGUUUGAAGAAAAAAUAAUUGAUUUAUCUUUUUUUAAAACCUCAUGAGCCCAAAAUUCAGCAGUUUAUUUGCAUCUCUGUGCUGCAUGAUUAAUUGCAUAAAAGGAAAAGGGUUCUUUUCAAGCUGACUGCAGUGAUUUGAGCUCUACUACGUGCUACUUUAGGACGUGCAUGCAAAGCUAACGAAAAUAAAUGUAAAUAAAUAUAUGUGUUUGUGUGUGUAACGUGGAACCUGUUAUACUUGUGGUUAAAGUGUUAUCUCUCUCUGCCGUGUUCACACUCUGCCUGUAGUUGAGGUUCAGCUCUAAAAUUGUGGACACUUCUGUCUUUGAAAAAUGAUACUUAGCAUCAGCCUUGUCUGGUCCUGACUGUUGUUUGAUAGCUGCUUAAUUGGAAUAACUUGACUUCGAUAAAUAUUUGUUCAAGGAUGGCAGAACCUCGAUUCAACAACCCAUAUUUCUGGCCACCACCACCAUCAAUGCCAGGCCAGGUAAGUCCAUCAACAACAUGCAAUCGCUGACAUUGCACAUUAAAUUUAUUUCAUUGUAAUUCCAUGUGUGAAUGUAUCCUCAGCCAGUCUUCACCAGUCUGUCAGGGAACAUAGUGAGAAGCUGUCCCAGUUUGUCUUGUAGAGCUAAAGAAUGAAGAAUUACUUUGUCCUGGGAUGUGUCUAUUGGGUUGUGAAUGACAUUCACACACGGUGGCUGUUUUCUGUUGAGCAUGACCCGUUAACCCUUUCAGCUGGAUAACCUGGUGCUCAUUAACAAGAUCAAGGAGCAGCUGAUGGCUGAAAAGAUCCGACCCCUACACCUGCCGCCUACCUCCACCCCUUCCCAGCAGCCUUUGUUGGUGCCCACCUCUUCCCCAGAUGGUAGCGCUCAGCACGGUAUGCCAGUGCCAAAGCCACAGCAGCAAUUGACGGGCCAUCACCCGCAGCCACAGGGCUCUGGGCAGCCAGACAUUGCUCUGCAUGCACGCCCUGCCUCCAGCUCCGGACCAGGUACAGUCAUCUCUCCACAUUUUUAACACCGGCCUCUAGUGUGUCAGCAGCAUAAAAUGAAAACUGCCAGCAAUGUAAGCUUUUUCGCCAUGUUUACUAUAAUCAUAUUAAGUUCAAAUCAGAAUAAGAAUAAGAAUAAGAAGAACUUUAUUAAUCCCCGAUGGUAAAAUUCAAUCAGGGAACUAUAGAUAACAUAAGACGUCGGGAUAUUGACCUUUUUACAGGCUGUGUGGUGUUCUUGUAGAUGAGCUUUUCAUACACUAAGGUCUAUGUAUCAUCACCAUGUUAAUGUUCACUGAAUAAAAUGCCAUCACCUGACAACUUCCAGAUGUAAAUAUGGACGACAAGUCAGCGGUGAAGGCCAAAGGACUAUGGGAGGACUGGCACAUGAGACAGCUUAGCGAGCAAUCUGGACGAAUCAACCACCGCUCAGGUACUGAAGUCACCUGGUCUCUGGUCUGUUGACAUUGUAAAGUUUCAGGAAGAUAUCCUCUGGUUUAAAUCACAUCAACACAGUAAAGGGAUGAUGAAGGACAUAACAUAGCUUACAAAGAAGACCGGUGCCUUUUAUACACCUUCAGUCUGAGACUGUGCAUUCAGACAGGAUGAACCACUGAAUACUGAAAUCCUCAACAGUACUUAUUGAAGGUAUCAUCAGUUAGUCAUAUUUGGAUGAUGAAAAACAUCAAAUAAGAUAUUUAUUAGGAUUACCCCCAGGCUUAUUAACAGACAGAGUGUGUAUUGUGCAAGCUAAGCAUCGCAGAGGGAUGCCCAAAAUGCUUAACAAAAACAACGCUUGUUGCUUUCAGGCAGAUAGCAUGUGAUGGUGGUGCACAAAAAUGUUUAGUGUAAGACUCGCAACUAUCAUAUUUGAUUGAUAGUUGUGCAAACUAAAGCCAUAAAACCUGACCUGUGGGAAGACCACAAGAUAGAGUAUAAAACCAGCCAGUUGGUAAGUGUGACACAUAAAUCUUGUUGUGCUGCUAAACAACCACACUGGUGCUUUUGCAAGUUCCAGCCAAUUUGCUCCAAGCCACAUAUUCUUUGUACCAAAGAUAACCACUUUGUUAGCAGUGCCUCUGUGUUUCAGUGAGAAAAUGAGCUUGGUUGAGACUACAAUUUAAAAUAUAUCUUGAUAUUCUUCUUAAAUCAUUGGCUGGACUUAAGAGACUUUUCUAAGUUGUGCAUCAAUCAUUAAACUUAAUGGCAUGUGUGCUCUGUUCUGGAUUCCACAAUGCAUGUACAAAAAGUGUUGAUCGGUAAUGAAGAGCAAGAGCUUAAUUGUAGUACCAAUGUGGUUGUUGGAGUCAUCAAAAACCUCUCAUGCAAGCAUUCGUUAGGUGUUUUUGUUGAGAGCUCUGGGUUUUCCCUUCACAGGUCUGGCUCCUUCCUCUCGACCGGACAGCCACAGCACCUCAGAGGCCCUGACCCCCACAACCCCAACCUCCAGCAGCCACAACCGCCUGGGCGGUGCCCCCUCUGUGAACAUCAUCUCUGGGCUGGCUAGCGGUCCUGGCAUGGACCACAUGAAAGCUGGAGGCCUGGCUGGACUGUUGGGCCCCCCACCCAAAGCACCCCGGGGUCGAAAGAAGAUCAAAGCAGAAAACCCGUCUGGUCCUCUGCUGGUGGUGCCCUACCCCAUCCUAGCUGACCAAGGCUGUGUCACUGUUGCACCCAAAGAGGGCAAAACCUACAGGUUGGGCACUAGAUGCUGCUAUUAAUGCUGUGCAGUUCUGUUACAUUACAGGGUGCUGAGAGGACAGUCCUGCAAAACCAUUAGAAAUAUUUCAUUAUGUUUCAGAUAGAUCAGUAGGCGUUCACCGUGGGUGUUUACAGUAUUCUGUAGAUUACUGAGAUCCGUUGAUGUAUCUUAAGAUAUUCAUGGUCGCCUAUUUUUCACUUGACUCACUUUGUGGCCUUGAAUCCAUUUUUACUAUUAUUCCCUCUAAGCCUUAUAAAUCUUUUACUAAAUACAGCAAAGUCUUCUUUUUUUAUUUACCUGUUUUCAUUUAGAGGCAGGUCUUCACAUCAUAGUCUCAAUGGUCUAGCUGUCUGUUGGCAGAGUUGAUUAUUUCUCCUGCUGCUAAAACACUGUUGAUAAAAAACAUGUUAAACUAGACUUAAGUCAUGGUUCGGGCACGAAGCAGAUCCUAAACCAGCCUUUUUUCCUUUUUUGCCUCCUAGAUGCAAAGUCUGCCCACUUACCUUCCUAACCAAGUCUGAGAUGCAGAUCCACUCCAAGUCCCACACGGAGGCUAAACCCCACAAGUGUCCCCACUGCUCUAAGACAUUCGCUAACGCCUCCUACCUGUCCCAGCACCUGCGCAUCCACCUGGGGAUCAAACCCUACCACUGCUCCUACUGCGAGAACUCCUUCCGUCAGCUGUCGCACCUGCAGCAGCACACCAGGUCAGUUCAGCUGUUGACACACAGCUUUGGGAGACUCUCAAAUGACCAGCUGUUAAGGCAUACAGCCUCUUCUAACAAAUCACUUGGGGAAUGAUGAGCAAAUCUUUUUAAUUCUCUCUGUUCUCUGGUUGUAUCAGUUUUAACCAUGGAAUCUAUUGUUGAAGCUUUUCAACCUUGUUUUAAACACUUCUGCUUGUUUUUGUGCAGCACAACAUUUUGUGUGAUUUUGCUGACUUUUAAACCUGUACUCUUGCUACAGAAUCCACACUGGCGAUAGGCCUUAUAAAUGUGCUCACCCUGGAUGUGAAAAGGCUUUUACCCAGCUGUCCAACCUCCAGGUCAGUACAACUUACCGCGAAGUCCUGCAAUACCCAGGCCAGACAUGAACCGGCUCAUUUCUUUAACUAAUUUCUCACCAAAGUCUGUGUUUCUUCCUCGACAGUCUCACCAGAGGCAGCACAAUAAAGACAAGCCCUAUAAAUGUCCUAACUGCUACCGUGCCUACUCAGACUCCGCGUCAUUGCAGAUCCACUUGUCAGCGCACGCCAUCAAAAACGCUAAGGCCUACUGCUGUAGCAUGUGUGGCCGAGCAUACACCUCAGUGAGUAAACCACAGCUCGUGUGUUUGUUUUCUCCACGUGUGUCAGAAAGGCCCUUCAUACGACUGAUAAGAUGACAGCCUUUACCUCAUUUGGGCUGAAAAAAGUUCUGUUUCCUGUUCGUGAUGUUGAACACAUCAACUUUCCCUACAAACAAAUGUGAACUGAAGCUUGGAAAGAAAAAAAGGGUUUUGUAACAUUAUGGCACCGACAGAUCUGCCAAAUACCGAUUAGCUUAAAACAAAUAUUCUUGAUUACAAAGUAAAUAUUUGACCUAACUUGGAUCAACAUGUUUAUUAUACCUCCUCCCAUCUUCAUUUAAGGAAAGCUGUGAUCAGUACCUUUAUACUGAUGUUUAUAAUCUAUACAAGUCCAAUAAAGAAAAAAUUUCUGUCAUGGUCAUUUUUGUGAAGACACCAUCCAGGUAUCUUCAAGGUGCCAUUGGUCAGUAAAGAAUAAGUGUUACUUACUGGUGGGGACUUAACACAGCAGCCUCUGCCGUCAUCUUAGAGUGGUAGGAAGAGAGAGGAAGAGCUUUAUAAGUCAGUCCAAUGCCUAUUUAUCAUCAAUGCAAAGCCAGCAGUACUAUCACCAAAUUUGGUUUGCAAAGCUCCAGUUCAAACAUAAUAUUUUAUUUAACUCUCUGCAGGGUUAUUUCUUUUGGUGCUCUUACUUAUUGCUUAAUCCAACGCCGUUGUAACAUGGCAUGUAUUCUCGUGAUUUUUGUGAGUUAAUAUGAGGGUUAGUGGUCUCAUAAUAAAAUGACAGUGAUUUUCACUUCUGUACAAUCUGUUGGUUUGAUGUGCUGUAAUUUUGGACCAUUCUUCGUGCCUGCAGGAGACCUACCUUAUGAAGCACAUGUCCAAACACACAGUGGUGGAGCACCUAGUGAGCCAUCAGUCGCCUCAAAGGACCGAGUCCCCCAGCAUCCCCAUUCGCAUUUCCCUCAUUUGAGCUCCUCGGCCGCUUGGCAGCUGGUCGCAUUCAGAGUCUACCUUAGGCUGGAGCUUAUGAGGCCCUGCACCCACAGCCAUCUACAUAAGGCUUACAUUAGCAUUAUGACAGCUGACAUAAGCAUUCAGUGAACAGGCUGCCUCCAUCCAUCACGACAAAGGCCGUCUGUCAAAAAUGAGCACAGCGUUAUUUUGUGAAUGUAACAAAAACAGCUAGAUGUUGUUUGGAGGAUCGAGUGGCAAAGAAUGUCUUGCGUCAGAUUAAAUAAGCACUUUCGUAAGCGUCAUGUAAACUGCCGGAUGCAUUGGCCAUUAGAUAUAAUAUAGUUAGGACCCCCCCUCCUCCAUUAAAUGGUUUCCUAAAAUGUGCCAGGUGAUAUUUGCCCUUAAAAAUUGAGAAAGUAGAAAAAAUGUUUGCUGGGUGUAUUCUGGAGACAUCCAAAGAUAAUCUUUAAGCACUUUUCGGCCUUGUGGUUUUGGCUCAAAUUGUUUCAAUCUCGUCGGAUGGAAAAUGCCAAAGGGCAUUACUCAUGGCAGCUAAGAGUACUGACUGUGUGCUAAUAACAGUCUAUUUCUGUUACUAUCUUUGUUUAUACUCACAUCUACAGGGUCAUCUAAAAUUGAAGCAAGGCAAUCGGUAGAUGACAAUUAAAACAUAUAAUGAUUGUAUUACAAAGUUGUAGUAUUGACUUUGGGAGGCAAAAAUCGAGCAAAAUGUAAGGGAAAAAGAUGAAUGUUUGUUUUUUUUAAACUUCCAAAAUCUUUCACUCCAUAUUUGAUGUUCACUUUUAUGGCACCUUUAUGAUCAUCAUGUAUGAUCAGAGAAACACUGCUUUAGACAUUAUGUUUUCCUCAUGUCCUAUGUACUAGUGCCAUAUAUGAACCUUGCCGAGGUUUUAAGAGGAAGCUAGUCUUGCUUUAGUGUGUGUUUGCUUUUUUUUACCCAGUUAAGCUUUGACUAGUGUUAGAGGUGGAAAAAUUGCACAUGUGUCAGUGCCAGCUGUGCUCUAAUAAGGCCUAAUUUUGAGAGACACUCCAAUGAAAUGACAUUUUAAUGGAGUGGUGGUUUUUAACAUUUGACAUCAGAUAAACAUUGGACCAAAAUGUGAAGUCACUGUACAGCUACUCUGACCCAUUUAAGUAUUUUUGUUUAUCUCAAUAAGCUUUACCCAUUUGGAAUAAACUGCAGUAUAAGUCAUAUUCCAUAUGUCUGUAUCAUGAAUUUAUGUGGAGGUGAUGCCUCUCCUUUUCAGUUUUUUUUCUCAUUAGUAUUCUUUUUAUUUUUGAUGUACACAGUAUUUUGUUGUAUUUUUACUGUAACUUUAACCUCUGGAUGGUACUAAUAGGGUACCCUGUGUUCUUCAGGGCACUUCAGAAAAGGUGCUACAGCUUGACGUCACGUUGGAAAUGGAACUGAGAAUAAUGUAAAAUACAUAUACAGUAUAUAGUAUGUUUUCAAAAGAUUAAAAACUUAUUACUCAAGCCACUGGCCUGAAAACAUUUACGCCAACAACAGACCCUGCCUCUUCAACCUCCUCCCUCUUUUGAGAUAACGGGAAAGUGUACAUGUUGCUGUACUGUAAAACAUGUUACUCAUUUAAAGUUCCUAUUUUUAAGUUUUCAUAAUCAUGAUCUGUCUGGAUUUUGUAAAGGUUUAUGUAAGAACUUCCUGUAAUUAUUUUAGUCUACUCGUAUGUUAUUAAUAUUCAUGUUUUAUAUCAGUUAUUUACAUGUAAGCCUUAACUGUUUUAUCAUCCCAUUUCCAUUACUCUGUAUUGUGUUCUGCAGUAUUCAGUCGUGUAAACAUCUUUAUUUUUAUCCUUCCGCAUGGAGUUCCUGAGCUGUAAUCUGUAUGAUAACUGUUUAACCCAUGUUCUCUAUGAAAUGAUAUUGCGUAGAUUUAUUACACUUUUUCCUGUCUUGCAUUGUGGUUUCAUAUACGGUUUCUAGACAACUAAAUAUGCACAGCCAAGACUGAGAAGUUAAACUAAGGUUAUCAAUGUUUAAAAAAGGAAAAAAGCUUUGUAUCUUUACCUUGUUUAAUAAACAGACUGUUAUAAACUCA
Messenger RNA from Xyrichtys novacula (pearly razorfish), 8796 nucleotides. The record is from the annotation of a GenBank genome assembly. Lineage: Eukaryota; Metazoa; Chordata; Actinopteri; Labriformes; Labridae.